Gaeumannomyces tritici R3-111a-1 is the source of this 1170-nucleotide messenger RNA. RefSeq lists its product as hypothetical. The transcript has a single exon. NCBI's taxonomy places the organism in Eukaryota, Fungi, Ascomycota, Sordariomycetes, Magnaporthales, Magnaporthaceae. The record is from RefSeq and is a predicted model, not a curated record. Bases 1 to 1170 code for a protein of 389 amino acids.
AUGCCAAGAAAGCUUUUGAUAUUUGCUGGGGCACCGCUUAGCGACUCGCUCGACUGGUCAGACUCGGCCCUGAUCGACUGCUUCACCGAGCCCAUUGCCCGCCUCACCGGGCUCACCAGAGGCUCCCAGUGCCGGGAUCCGAGUCUGACAGCGUCUUUUGACGCCUCAGACCAUCCCGCAUGGCGGUCCCUUGCUCUUAAGCGCAGGCGCCUCGCCAGCGGCUUUUCGCAGCAGCCGGCGCUCGGAUGGGGUGCGGAACGUUUUCGUGCGGAUCCGGGCUUCUUCGCAACGGCAGAAGUCUCGUUCCGAAGCGACGCAUCGUCGUCUCGCAUGGAAAACAGCGAAGAUGGGCUCCACGACGGGGAGGGAAGCAGCAUACUGUUGCAGUUCCGUGAGCGCUCGCUCGCCGCCCACAAUGAUAUCCCAUCCUCGCAGCUGGACGCCCUCUGCAGCGAGGAGGCGUCCUUCGCCACCGACGCCACGACGUCCUUCGUCAGCAAUAGCACCCAGGAGGGGUCUUCGGUCGUGAGCGACGAGAGUCAGCCUCCACCGCCUCCGCCACCACUCUACGCAGGGGUAGGGGCCACCGCCCAGCUUCAUAAUCUUGACAAUCUCCCCAGCGCUGAGCACCUGGCGAGCAUCGAACCGCAGACCAUGACGGUAAACAUCAUCGUCGGUAUCAUCUCCAUAUUGCCCAAACGUACUGUUUGGACUCGCUGGGGCGGCAGGUCCCUCGUGGAAGUACUGGUGGGCGACGAGACGCGGGCUGGGUUCAGCAUCACCUUUUGGCUGCCACCAUCAGGCGGCCCAAGCCCACUAGACGGCCUCCGGGUGCAGGAUGUCGUGCUGAUGCGCAAUGUGGCCCUGGGAUCCUUCAUGCGCAAAGUCUACGGCCAUGGACUACGGCGAGAUCUUACCAAGAUACACCUACUUCAUCGCAGGAAGCUGGACGCCGAUGACAUUGGUGGACACUAUUCGACCGCGGACCUUCAGGGACUGUCCGGGCCGCCACACAACCAUCUGCACCCACAGCUCCUGAAGGCUCGGAGGGUAAGAGAAUGGGUCAUCAGGUUCGUUGGCGCUGGCGUCGUGCCGGCUUUGGGCCAGGGGAGAAAAAGGGAGGGGAGGCGCCGGCGUUGGGAUGUGCCACCCGCAGACGAAACGCUGUGA